AUAAACAAUUCCUAUCCUCUGUUUGGUUUCAUCUACUACACACUUCUGCACCACCACUAAAGUCAUGGCCACCACCACAGCAGCCCUCUCAGGAACCAUGGCGAGCGCCUCGUUCAUCCGGAGGCAGCCAAUUAACACUAGCUUAACAGCAUUCCCUAACGCGGGUCAUGCUCUAUUCGGUCUGAAAGCCGGUCGUGGAAGUCGUAUCACUGCCAUGGCCACUUACAAUAUCAAGCUCAUCACCCCUGAAGGAACUAAAGAGAUUACCUGUUCGGAUAGCGAGUACAUUCUGGACGCAGCAGAGGAAAAAGGCCUUGAUCUCCCGUACUCGUGUAGAGCCGGUGCCUGCUCUUCGUGUGCUGGAAAAGUUACACAAGGAGAAGUGGAUAAUUCAGAUAACAGCUUCCUUGAUGAUGAUCAGUUAGAAGCUGGGUAUAUUCUCACAUGUGUCGCUUACCCUCGUUCGGACCUUGUUAUCGAGACACACAAGGAGGAAGAACUUGUUUCUUAAACAUGAUAUUUGUCUGUUUUUUGUGGAAUUGCUACUGUAUUAACUUUAUCUAGCUCUUCUGUUAUCCGUGUUCUGUUUUGUUGUGAAGAAUGAGUUGGUUACACUGAUUA
Lathyrus oleraceus (garden pea) is the source of this 621-nucleotide messenger RNA. RefSeq lists its product as uncharacterized. Lineage: Eukaryota; Viridiplantae; Streptophyta; Magnoliopsida; Fabales; Fabaceae. Gene Ontology annotation, molecular function: electron transfer activity; 2 iron, 2 sulfur cluster binding. Gene Ontology annotation, biological process: electron transport chain. Gene Ontology annotation, cellular component: chloroplast stroma. The transcript has a single exon. The record is from RefSeq and is a predicted model, not a curated record. The coding region runs from base 65 to 511 and encodes 148 amino acids.